AUGCCUAGGGACAGCCACCUGUUGACUCCCGUCAGUCGAGCGCUUCUUCGCGCUGCUAGAGCUGGGUGCACGUACAUACGACCUGUCCGCAAGGAUCCCGAGCCCGAAGAACUUGAACAAAAGGAUGAUGAUGAUACCGUUGUAGAGCCGACGGUUGACGAGCGGACAUUUGCAGCUAUGAAGUGGACCGCCUUACCUAGGACAGUCGAGCUUCCAGAGGUGGAAUUCUUAGCUCCCAGGAGAGCUGGGCUGCCGUCCCUGUAUGGAGCUGGAGCCCAGUCAAACGCAGCCACGGCGGGCGGCUCGUCGAUUCCAAUGCGCAAGACAAAAUUCAAGAAGAUAGAUCCUACAACUGGCGUCAUAUCAAUAUACGAAGCUUGGGUGCCGGAGGGGUACCAGGUCGAAGGAGAGAUCAUCCAAGAAGCCCAGGUCAUAGCCGAGAACCCAGACGCAAAGGUCGUCAAUGUUGAACCAGCUCCCGGAACUGUCGUUGCGGAUAUCGGUGUAGUGAACCAGGAUGGUGUCGUUGUUGCCACCGCCGAAGGCAGUGCAGUUAUACCAAAAGCGAACAAGGGGAAGCGGAAACUAAAGGCCGGUAAAGCAAAGAGCAGGAAGAAGGUCAUGUUUGCUUCCGGCAAUGGGACUGGACAGCCAGAGGCCCCGGGAGCUGAAGGCCCUGCCAAUCCAUCUGUUUCAGAAAAUGGGGGCGCUACACCUUCUGGAACAGUAUCUGUGCCAGAAGACGAGGAGGAAGACGAGGAAGAAGGCGAUGAGAGCGACGAGGAGGAUGACACUGCAACUGGUUCCAAACCUACCCCAACGGCUGACGGCCCUGUUGAUGAGAAUAACAUGACACCAGCUGGUGACGUCCCGUCAGAACCGCAGGACAUACCGCAACAACCGCCUACUACUGAGAAGGAAUCUGUAGAACCGACACCUUCAGAACCUCCUCGAACCACCUCAAAAUUCCCAGAACUGCCUAUCAUCACAAAUUCUACCUCUGAACAGCCCUCGAAGUCGCCCGCUGAGGAACCAAAGGAGUCUACUGCUUCCACUGAACCUUCAAAGGAAGCUGGACCUCCCGCCGAAGCGCAGCAAGCAGACUCCGAGACCGUUGAGCAACCUAAAAUUAGCCCUCCCCCAGUGUCUGCAGCGGAAGAUGCAAAGGCUGCGUCCCCCGUAGCGCCUCUCCCGGAAAGCCUUGACGACAAGAUGGACACAGCUGAGGAUGCAGCACAUCAUCAACCUACUCCUGAAAAGGCAGCGAGCCCCCCGGCACCAGCCAAGGAAGAGCAAGUUUCACCACCGACUAUCCCGCCGAGCACCACUGAAGCAGAAUCCAAACCCCAAACUCCUCCUGAUGCACACACAUCAAAUCCACUUCCCGAGACUAUACCCGCAUCUACACCCACUACAGGCCCCAGUGAACCUGCAGCCGAGGAGCCGGCAGGCCCCAGCUCCCCUCCUCCACCCCCUGAAACAACCGCAGAUAGCAAGCCAGAGCCUACGUCGAGCGGACCUGUUCGAUUCGAAGACGGCGAAGUUGAUCUGCUGGGAAGCCUGGAGGCAAGCCUGGGCAAGGAUCCAAAUACUAAAGUUCAAGAUCAACCGGAAGAUACGUCAGAAACGGCUGCCGCUACUAUAGAAAAGAAGGAAGAUGAUACCGGUACCAAGCCUGAAGCAUCCGCUGCUAAAGAGGAAGAAAGCAAAGAAGAUGAUAAGGACAAGGACGUUGAGAUGACUGGUUAA
Molecule: messenger RNA, 1749 nt
Organism: Trichophyton benhamiae CBS 112371
Lineage: Eukaryota; Fungi; Ascomycota; Eurotiomycetes; Onygenales; Arthrodermataceae
Exons: 1
Coding region: 1-1749 (582 amino acids)
Source: RefSeq, a predicted model, not a curated record